Molecule: messenger RNA, 2452 nt
Organism: Anthonomus grandis grandis
Lineage: Eukaryota; Metazoa; Arthropoda; Insecta; Coleoptera; Curculionidae
Product: protein croquemort
Exons: 9
Coding region: 316-1779 (487 amino acids)
Cellular component (GO): cytoplasm; membrane
Molecular function (GO): scavenger receptor activity
Source: RefSeq, a predicted model, not a curated record
AACAAUAAUUUUUUCUAAUCAGUAUAGUUAUACUUAUUAUGCUAUCAUGAAUCUAUAAAUAUGAUGCAUUCUUUAGUUGUUAAUAUUGGCUUCGUUAAUGCAGUUUAACGUCCGAGUCUUUGUGCGCGAUUUUAAUAAUUUUUGUUUUGUUAAUAAUAAUGAAUAUAGAGCACAAGGAAGUGUGGUCGCAUCCCUAGCGAUUUUUUCGGUUUUUUACGUUUCCUAGUCAUUUGACCAGUCAGUUUUGUUUUUUAAGCAUAUAAUAAUUUGAGUGUUUUUUUAUUCUUAUAAUUUUCUAAUAAUUAGACGUUAACGAUGGGGUGUUGUGCUACCACCACUGUCCAAAGGGUGACAAUGAUUUCUGCUGUAGCAGUUAUAAUAUUAGGAGUACUGAUGGCUGUGGGUUGGGAUAAUCUGUUAUUUAAGAUCGUUUACAAGCAACUAGUCGUAAAUAAAAAUACAACAACUGGUUUCGAAAUGUGGAAAGAAACCCCAAUACCGAUGUACCUGGAAUUUAACAUGUUCAACUGGACCAAUGCCGAAGAGUAUAAGAAAAAUCCCUCAAUCAAGCCCGCCUUCACAGAAAUGGGACCUUAUGUAUUCUAUGAACACCAUAUUAGGGAAAAUAUUACUUUUAAUGACAAUGAUACACUGACAUAUCUAAAUAAAAGGAUUUGGCGGUUUGAACCUGAUAAGUCCAACGGUUCACUUGGUGAUAUUAUUACUAUGUUGAACCCCAUACCCGUGGUUGUCGCCAGCGUAGUGAAAGACGAACAUUAUAUCGUAAAAAAAGCAGUAAAUUUCAUUCUGCAAGAAAAAGACGAGGAUCUUUAUAUAAAAAAAGAAAUAGGCAAAAUUUUGUUUGAGGGUUACAAUGACACCUUAAUCAAUAUUGCCCUCAAGUUAAAUAUAUCCGGCUUUACUUUUCCUUUUAAAACUUUUGGUUGGUUUGCAGAGAGAAACAAUAGCGCCACUUACGACGGCGUUUAUAAUAUGUACUCGGGUGGCAAAGACAUAUCGAAGCUCGGAGUGAUCACCCGUUGGAACUACGAACACCUAACCUCAUACUAUCCAGACGGUUGUAACAUUGUUAAUGGCAGUUCUGGAGAGCUAUGGUAUCCACCGUUGAACGCUGAGCAAAUUUCCAUUUUUUCACCAGAUUUGUGCAGCAACGUAAAUCUACACCUCAACGGGACAGAAACGCUAUAUGGAAUUGUUGGUAGCCUCUAUAAAGGAGAAGCGGACGUUUUCGAUAAUGGAACUUAUUUUGAAAGCGGAAAAUGCUAUGCUACUGAGUUACCGACUGGAGUGAGGAGCGUCUCGAAGUGCAAAUUUAAUGCUCCAGCAUUUAUGUCUUUUCCCCACUUCUACCUCUCAGAUCCAAGUUUUAAGGAAGCAGUUGAUGGUAUGAAUCCCGACCCAGAUAAACAUACUACCAGACUCUCGUUAGAGCCGAGUACGGGAUUGCCCUUGAGAGUGCACGCUUCGUUUCAGCUCAAUUUACUUAUGAGACAAAUGGAUGGAAUUGACAUUUAUAGCAAAAUAAACACCACCCUGAUGCCUUGCUUUUGGUUCGCUCAAAAAGCCGAACUAACAGAAGACCUUUCCAGCAUGGUAAAGCUCAUAAUAGUAGCGGAAAAAGUAGGAAAUUACACCGCUUACGGUCUGACCUUGAUCGGCAUUCUUCUUUUGAUAAUUUACACGUACAUAACCUACAAAAGAGGAUGGAGAACCGACGUGUUUUGGAGGGCGACAGGAAAGAAAGUAUCUCCUAUGUAGUUAAUUUUUAAAUGUAAGUCAAAAGUUCAAAAAUAUUAUUUGCUGAAACGUUUUGUACAUACAGAAUGUUUUUAUGAAUGUUUACUGAUGUGCAGGGUGCUGACAGGGUGAAAAAUUAACUAAAAAAUUACUUAUUAGGUCAUGAUUUUAAUUAUAAAGACGCUUUCCUUGGAUUUUAUGAAAUAAUAUUAAAUUUAAUUUAUUUUGCAUUAAAUUUCCGUAUUUAGCACUGUUUGGUUUUUAUAUUUUCACCGAUUUAAGUAGAUCCUAAUUUGGUUUUUUUAUUUUAGCCAGUAGCAUUCCAGAUGAAUUUCCUAUACAAAUUAUUUUUUAUACAUUAUAAAAGUAAAUUAAUAUCCUGUACAUAAGGUUUUAGUGAGAACAUUUUAUUGGUAAUAAACCAGUACAUAUAAUUUUUCUCUAUCAAAGACUGUUAAGAAAUUUUUUUUUAGAAAUUGUCUCUUAAGCGAACUUAGAGAGGAAUGUAUAGAUUAUCUUUAAAUAUUUAUGUUACAAUUACCAUGCUGUGAUAAUCGCUUGGAGCAAUUGCUUUUAGAUAGUUUUAGUUAUAAAAAAGAUGUAUAUGGAUUUAUAUUGUUACUUACUCUGAUGAUAUUUUAUGAACUCGUUUGUUCACAUAAUUAUAAUUCAAAUAAAUAAUGUUUUAUCUUAA